GGAGGGAGGGGGGGGGCUGGCAGGAGCUGCUAUGCCCGCCAUCUUGGAGCGGCGGUGAUGGUGGCGAGCGGAGCCCUGCCCGCCUGAGCGGAGCCAGCCGGGGCCGUGAGGCGGCGGGACGCGCCUCGCCGAGGAAGAAAUCUGCUUCAUCUAAUUCAAUCCUAAUUCAGUCCUGCUAAUCUGCUAAUACUGUAGAUUGAAAGAUUUUUGCUGUUGCCAGGAUAUCCUGUAAUGGGCACGGAGCCUGAGAGAGUACAAAUUCUGUUUUUUUAACUCUUUAAAAGCUUUUGUUUAACAGGGAGCUUGUUUUAAAGUGUUUUGAUUUUGUGCCAGGAAGUGUAUCAGCUGCCCAGCCUCCAAUUCUUUGAAGAGUUUCAAAGCAAAUGUGUUCAUGAACUGACAUAUUAGGACCUGGGCUCCUGUUGAAAAGUGAUGGAGUAAUCUCUGGCCGGCACCUGACAUGUUGAGGGAGCACCCCCUAAAAGAGCUUGCCUGGGAGACAAUUUGCGAAAUUACGCAGUAACAUGUUUGCAGUAACCAGCAUGUUUUGGAAAUUUGAUCUCCAUUCGUCAUCCCACAUAGAUACACUUCUAGAGAGAGAAGAUGUAACACUGAAGGAAUUGAUGGAUGAAGAGGACGUCCUGCAAGAGUGCAAGGCUCAGAAUCGCAAACUUAUAGAGUUUCUGUUGAAGUCAGAAUGUUUGGAAGACUUAGUUUCCUUUAUUAUCGAAGAACCGCCUCAAGACAUGGAUGAAAAAAUUCGAUACAAAUAUCCAAACAUAUCCUGUGAGCUGCUUACUUCAGAUGUCUCACAGAUCAACGAUAGGCUGGGAGAAGAAGAAUCCUUACUUAUGAAACUGUACAGCUUCCUCUUAAAUGAAUCUCCUCUAAACCCUUUACUUGCCAGUUUCUUCAGCAAGGUGCUAAGUAUUCUUAUAAGCAGAAAACCAGAACAGAUUGUGGAUUUUUUAAAGAAGAAACAUGAUUUUGUAGACCUCGUUAUUAAGCACAUAGGGACCUCUGCUAUCAUGGACUUGUUGCUCAGGCUACUGACUUGCAUAGAACCACCACAGCCCAGGCAAGAAGUGUUAAAUUGGCUAAAUGAGGAGAAAAUUAUCCAGCGGCUGGUGGAAAUUGUACAUCCAUCUCAAGAUGAAGAUAGACAUUCAAAUGCAUCACAGUCACUCUGUGAAAUUAUUCGUCUAAGCAGAGACCAGAUGUUACAAAUACAAAACAGUUCAGAACCAGAUCCACUGCUUGCAAGUCUAGAGAAGCGAGAAAUCAUAGAGCAGCUGCUGUCAAAUAUUUUUCAUAAAGAAAAAAAUGAAUCUGCAAUAGUCAGUGCAAUCCAAAUAUUACUGACCUUACUUGAGACAAGACGACAGACAUUUGAAGGCCAUAUAGAGAUCUGUCCUCCAGGCAUGAGCAAUUCAACAUAUUCUGUCAAUAAAAGUGUUUUAGAAGCCAUAAAAUCACGACUUUCAUCCUUCCAUGAACUCCUACUUGAGCCUCCAAAAAAAAGUGUCAUGAAGACAACCUGGGGUGUAUUGGAUCCACCUGUGGGGAACACACGUUUAAAUGUGAUUAGAUUAAUAUCUAGCCUUUUACAGACAAAUAUGAGCAGUGUGAAUCAGGAACUUAUAGAGCUUAACAGCAUAGGAGUUAUACUGGACAUGUUCUUUAAGUAUACGUGGAAUAACUUUUUGCAUACUCAAGUAGAAAUCUGUAUUGCAUUGAUUCUUGCAAGUCCUCUUGAAAGCACAGAAAAUGGCACAAUUACAGAUCAGGAUUCCACUGGGGACAAUCUUUUACUGAAACAUCUCUUCCAUAAGUGCCAAUUAAUAGAACGAAUACUUGAAGCAUGGGAGAUGAAUGAGAAGAAACAGGCUGAAGGAGGAAGACGGCAUGGUUAUAUGGGUCAUCUGACAAGGAUAGCAAACUGUAUCGUGCACAGUACAGAUAAGGGGCCUAACAGUACGCUAGUCCAACAGCUUAUUAAAGAGCUUCCAGAGGAGGUCAGAGAGCGAUGGGAGACAUUCUGCACAAGCUCUUUAGGAGAAACUAAUAAAAGGAAUACAGUGGACCUGGUUACUACCUGCCACAUUCAUUCUUCCAGUGAUGAUGAAAUUGACUUUAAAGAAACUGGCUUCUCACAGGAUUCAUCUUUGCAGCAGGCCUUUUCUGAUUAUCAGAUGCAACAAAUGACGUCCAAUUUUAUUGACCAGUUUGGCUUCAACGAUGAGAAGUUUGCUGAUCAAGAUGACAUCGGCAAUGUUUCUUUUGAUCGUGUCUCAGACAUCAACUUUACCCUCAAUACAAACGAAAGUGGCAAUAUAGCAUUGUUUGAGGCAUGCUGUAAGGAGAGGAUACAGCAGUUUGAUGAUGGUGGCUCUGAUGAAGAAGACAUCUGGGAAGAAAAACAUAUUGCAUUUACGCCAGAGUCCCAGAGGCGUUCCAGUUCGGGCAGUACAGACAGUGAAGAAAGUACUGACUCUGAAGAAGAGGAUGGAACAAAACAAGAUUUGUUUGAAUCGCAUACCAAUACUGAGGACAAAAUGGAAGUAGACUUAAAUGAACCACCAAAUUGGUCAGCUAACUUCGAUGUACCCAUGGAGACUGCACAUGGCACCAAUCUGGAUUCCGUUGGGUCUGAUGUGUGGAGUACAGAAGAACCCAUGCCAGCAAAAGAAACUGGCUGGGCUUCUUUUUCAGAGUUCACGUCCUCUUUGAGCUCAAAAGAUUCCUUAAGAAGCAAUUCUCCUGUGGAAAUGGAAACAAAUGCAGAGCCAAUGGAUCCCUUGAGUGCAAAUGCAACUGGUCUUGCAACACAGCUAGAGACCCCAGGAAGUGUUGCUAUGGAGGCCAGCUCAGAUGGAGAGGAUGAUGUAGAAAACACAGACAAGGUAACUGAAACAGUAAUGAACGGCAGCAUGAAGGAGACACUGAGCCUUACUGUAGAUGCUAAAACUGAAACGGCUGUUUUCAAAAGAGUGUUGAAAUCCUAUCGUGAGGAAGGAAAAUUGUCUACCUCGCAGGAUGCUUCAUGUAAAUAUGUGGUAGAGGAGAAUGCAGAGGUUGUGGAAGAAGCUACUUCAGCUUUGCAGCCCACUAACAGCAGUCCAGAACAGAGGACUGAUCAACGUACCCUUUUAGGAGAGACGUCUGUUAAUGGCCCUGUAUGAUACGUGAUGUCUACUGCCUUGGCUGAAGAAAUGAACUGAUACCCAGGUGUUUGAGCAUUUCUUGAGGAUUUCAUCUAGAGCCUGUUGAAGCCAGUCACUGCUGCACUAAUUUCGCAAGGGAUCAGGACCAGCAACAUUUAUAUUCUAGAUUUUAAGACAUUGUACAGAAAUUCAUAAGUGUAAAAAUAUUGCACAUUGAGAAAUACCAAUAAUUUUUGCGUAUGUUUAUAUUGUAUUGUUCUAAAUAAUGGGUGGCCUGUGAAAUAAGAUCCUGCUACCCAUGUAAUGAUGACAGUAGUGUUACUAUAGUUAAAAAUGGCUGUAAGAAUAGUUUUAUAAAAAAAAAAAGUGAAUACACAAAUCUAAUGUAUUUGAGACAUAACUAUUUGACGAUUAGUGUGACCAAAGUAUUUAGCAGUUUUUCAUACAUUUUUCACCUUGUAAAAAGAAAAAGGAAAAAAAACAAAACCAAAAAAAAAAAUAAAACAAUUCAUGUUUCUUCCAGGUUGGCGAAGAAUUGUAGAACUGAAAUGCCCUAUAAAUGUUAUUUUGGUUGUUUUAGCUUACGAAAGUGAUUUAAAUGAGAAUUUUUGGUGUUCAACAUUUUACAACAGGUUUUUUAAUUGGUAAUUGUUUUCUGUAUUGUUUAAAACAGAUCAAAAAUGUAAGUCUAUUGGUAGAGAUUUUAAGUAUUUAUUGCUACAACUUAGUUGACAAAUUGAUGUUACUGUAAAGCCAUAUGUUCUGUUAAGUCUUGUUUGCUUGAAACAAUACCUUACAGGUGAAACACUAGAAUAUUUGAAGUGCACAUGGCUUGUUGUGUUUAAGUGGUUCACCUGCCUUUUAACCCAUUCACCAAGAUUUACUUUAAUACCAAGCAUUAUACAAUGGAACAUUUCAGAACAAUCUGCGUAUUUAAAACGCUAUAAUCCUCUUAGACAAGUCAAGUAAAUGAAAUGCCCGUGCUGCUAAUGUAAUUACAGUACAUGCAUUUUAAAAGUAUAUAGUGUUCUUUUAAUACAAAUUUUGGCAGCAGAGCAUGUUAAUUGUUACUUUCACUGUACUGAUCUGUGUGAGGCUUUCAUUUGUAUGUUCUAAACCAGUUUUUUUCACAGCUGGUUUGUGUAUAUAUAUAUAGUGAUUAUGGAAACUAAUUCUGUGUAAUUUAUAAUUUUCUAUGUCAUUGUACAAUUCCAACAGCCUUCUCAAACAAACAGAAGCAAUAUACUGUAUAUUGCCACAUUGUCUGGUGAAAGGGUUAAAGUAUUUCACCUGCACUUUUAGAUGCAAAUCCAUUUUUAUUUCCUUAAUAGUUAUAUUCAUUUAUUUUUACAUCAUUUGUUUUCCUGACCAGUAUUUAAAGCCAAAAGGAUACUCUAAACAAUGGCCAAUGAUUUAUUUUAGAAAGCGUCCCAAGCAACGUGCCUAAACAUUACAUUGCAUACAGAAAUAAUAAAUAAUUAAAAAAAGUAUAAUGGCAUUGCCCUUACUGCUUUCUGUCUUGCAUUUUCUCAGCCAGUUUCAGUGGCAUUUGUCCUUGCAUAUUGUUUCAAACCGAUUAGUUCUCUGUAAAAGGAGGAAAAAACACUAUCUGAAGUGGAAUCGGAAAUAUUGCCUCUUUAUUUAUACCUUAUAUAUGAUGGAAUCAGUUUAAGUUGUUCCUUAUGUUCAGAUUGCUUCUAGAUCACCUGUUCUCCCUUCUCAUUCUGGAUCUGAGUGGUUGUGAGUGCUUUCCUGUGAUGUAUUCUUUGCAUCUCAAAACAUGAAUUCUGAAGACUUUAAUUUAGAUCAUGAUUGUUUACUUUGUAUGUGACAUACAGUCAUCCACAAUAAGAAACAAAUCUUGCUUA
Messenger RNA from Anas platyrhynchos (mallard), 5032 nucleotides. RefSeq names its product protein phosphatase 6 regulatory subunit 3 (gene PPP6R3). Gene Ontology annotation, cellular component: cytosol; nucleus. NCBI's taxonomy places the organism in Eukaryota, Metazoa, Chordata, Aves, Anseriformes, Anatidae. Gene Ontology annotation, molecular function: protein phosphatase regulator activity; protein phosphatase binding. The record is from RefSeq and is a predicted model, not a curated record.